Messenger RNA from Fomitopsis serialis, 1746 nucleotides. Its product is annotated as DAHP synthetase. Gene Ontology annotation, molecular function: 3-deoxy-7-phosphoheptulonate synthase activity. Bases 218 to 1633 code for a protein of 471 amino acids. Gene Ontology annotation, biological process: aromatic amino acid biosynthetic process. Lineage: Eukaryota; Fungi; Basidiomycota; Agaricomycetes; Polyporales; Fomitopsidaceae. The record is from RefSeq and is a predicted model, not a curated record. The transcript is spliced from 13 exons.
CGAAGGCAAAUGUAGGUGACCGGAUGCCGGACCGAAGGAGAUAAGAUGCGGGGAGCCGAGAUCUGUCCGAUUUUCGUGGCGAUCGACAAAUUGGAUGAUCGAGUCAACUCAAGUCCCAUCGUUGCACCCGUCCUUCUCCCUCACCGCCAGCUCACGAGGACAGUAUUUCUCCUAGUACCCAACUAGUAUCCGUCUACAACUUCCAGCAAGCAGAACGAUGAGCGGGACCACUGAAUCCUGGUCACCGAAUUCCUGGAGGAACAAGCCAGCAGCACAGGAUGUAGUCUAUCCGGACAGAGAGAAGCUCGACAAAGUGCUCAAUAAGAUCCGGACGCUGCCUCCGUUAGUCACUCCCUCCGAGAUCGAGAGGCUUCGCCAACAACUGAGCCAGGUCCAACGCAACGAAGCCUUCCUCCUGCAUGCUGGAGACUGCGCGGAGAGCUUCGACGCCUGCACGCAUGAAAACAUCUCUGCGAAGAUCGGCCUCAUCCUGUCGUUCUCCCUCAUCCUCAUCUGGGGAUCCCGCAAGCCCGUCGUACGAAUAGGGCGUAUCGCCGGCCAGUACGCAAAGCCGAGGAGUAGCGCCACGGAGAAGAUCGGAGACCGCGAGGUGUUCAGUUUCCGAGGAGAUAACGUGAAUGGACUGGACCCAAAUGACCGAACACCAGACCCCGAGCGCCUUCUGAGCGCGUACUUCCACUCAACCGCGACGCUCAACUACGUCCGCGGGCUGCUCACGUCCGGCUUUGCAUCUCUUCACCAUCCAAGGGACUGGUCACUCUCGCACGUCCGCUCCCCCGCACUCCGGGAGGAAUUCGAGCGCAUCACCGAGGGCCUCUCCGAUGCGCUCGACUUCACGCGCACGAUCGGGCUCGGCGCAGAUGGCGGCGAGCGCGCCUCGUACGAGCAGGGCGGUGGGCGGGGCGUCCUCGGCGAGGUCGACUUCUACACGAGCCACGAGGGCCUCAUGCUCGACUUCGAGGAGGCGAUGACGCAACAUAGGACGAGGCAGCUGACGGGCGCGCAUGUGGAGUACUUCCGUGGCGUGAGGAACCCGAUUGGGGUCAAGGUCGGGCCUACGAUGCAGGCUGAAGAAGUCGUUCAACUGCUAGACAUCGUGAACCCAGACCGCGAGCCAGGAAAAGUCACCCUCAUCACGCGCUACGGCGCCGGGAAGGUCGAGCAACACCUCGCAUCGCACAUCACCGCCGUCCAGGCGUCAGGGCACCCCGUCGCCUGGAUCUGCGACCCGAUGCACGGCAAUACGCUCACGUCCUCGACGGGGCUCAAGACGCGGCACUUCGGGACGAUCAUCUCCGAGCUGACCGCGUGCCUCCGGAUCCACGCCGAGUGCGGCUCGACGCUCAACGGCGUCAGCCUCGAGUUCACGGGCGAGCUGAGCGAGGACGGAUUCAGCGUGACCGAGUGCCUGGGCGGUAGUAUGGAGCUGGCGGAGGAAGAGCUGGGGCUGAGGUACCAGUCGUUCUGCGAUCCGAGGUUGAACUUCGAGCAGUCGCUGGACGUCGCGUUCUUGCUCUCGAAUCACUUCAAGAAAGCACGCGGACGCGCGGCCGGAAAACGCGCAGAAGGCGACGUACUCUACUCCGAGCUUGGCGGCAGGAAGGCAGCAUAGGUGUGCCGAGGUCAACCUCGCCGUUCGCUCAAUCGCUGUCAGAAACAAACGGACUUGUAAUGUGGUUUUGGAAACGAAGUGUACUCACCACAAAAUCUCGCUACAUAGGCGCU